Messenger RNA from Prunus armeniaca (apricot), 381 nucleotides. The record is from the annotation of a GenBank genome assembly. Lineage: Eukaryota; Viridiplantae; Streptophyta; Magnoliopsida; Rosales; Rosaceae.
AUGGACCAAAAACCGAAAGGCUAUUCCGGAACCAUAAAAAAGAAAAAGGUCGUCUCGAAAAGGAAAGGCUCCACUCCUCAGUUUAUGUUUAUGUGGCCAACCAGAGCGUUCCAAGUGUACUCGAGACCACGUGGCGCAGUUCUAUUCGAUUUCCAGGGAAAACAUAUGAGCCCUCCCACGGCGAAUCAACAUGAACCGAUACACAGCCGAACUGAGUCGGCGAGUUUCGACGUCAAAAACACUCGAACAAGCAGGAGGUUUCUGCCCGAAAAGAAACUGGAAAUAAAUACAGAAAAAUUUAAAUCCAGCAAAGCUGUUGCGGGAAAAAGCUUUCGCUCUGCGGUUUUCGUAAUCGCCACCAACAAGGUUCUAUCAAAUUAG